Molecule: messenger RNA, 3622 nt
Organism: Tuber melanosporum (Perigord truffle)
Lineage: Eukaryota; Fungi; Ascomycota; Pezizomycetes; Pezizales; Tuberaceae
Exons: 1
Coding region: 618-2588 (656 amino acids)
Source: RefSeq, a predicted model, not a curated record
CUAACUUACCCUCUUCCCUCCCCCUUACCCACUACCCACUCUCUCAAGACACGCUCCGUCUCCUGGCUUUCCCCAAUUCCCCGCUCCUUCACCCCUGUCAUACCCUUCUCAUCAAUCAAUUGAGGGACCCUCUGUGAAUCCUUUCGUGGGUCCACUUUCUCUUCCAGAAGACCCAUUUUCGUAUUCUUCUUAAAAGAAAGCCACACCCCAUCCGUCCAUUCAUCCACCCACACAUCUUCACACCCGACCAUCCAUCAUCACCACAUCAGAAAACUAGCAAGCAGCUUGGAUUCUGGACAGCGCAUCCGCUACCUUACCUCCCACAACCUCCCACCACCUCCCACCCUCCCAAACCGCCAAUAACGGUCGGCACCAACACGCUCCCUUAUCCCUAUCCGACAGCCCACACUUCUCGUUUGCUGCCGCAGACCUGUGUUUGUAUCAUAUAAGCUCGUCGUCCGCUGUCGCUCGCCCGCAUCUCUAAUCGAUAUCGUUGACGAUACCAGAAUAUCGUUAUCGCUAUCACCCAUAACUACCAACAUAGUUAGUGUAAUAAUAAGUACGACACCGUCUCCGCCCCUCAGCUCGACCCUCCAAAUAAUCACAACGCAACCAUAAUGGCGAACAACUACCAGCCUUAUGUUGAGGAUUAUAAUUCCGAACUCUCAGAAGCAAUUCCCGUUGUUCCCGUGAGACGCCAAACAACAAAAAGACCCUCUGGUUUAAAUCAAUCAUCAACUGUAGAAGAAGUGCCAGAGCCGAGUUAUGAGGGGGUUUCUGAUUCCGGAUAUUCGUCUCACUCGGUAGCGAGCACACCCAUCACAGAGACACCACCGCCACCACCAAAGGCCCCAACACCAGCACCAGUACGAACACAUCAGCCUAGCCGAUCAUCGUCGGGCCCAAUACCGUUCAACCGGCCUUCAAGCAAAUCCUUCUCUCGUCCUGCUUCAUCUGCAGCUCGGAAUAUCCCCAACGCUAACUCUGGCAGCUAUGGGUAUUCGAGCAGUUAUGGGGCAGGAAGGGAGAGUUCGCUGGGUGGAGGAUCUUCGGAUUGUGAUUGUCCAGAUUGCGGAAAAACUCUUUCGAAAUCAUCACCAACAAUCUCUAGUUCAUCCAGUGCAACCAGCAGUGCGUGGCCCGUCCACCAACAAUCACCCACUUAUCAUCACUCGUUGCCGUACGGACAGUCACCAAGCUAUUCAGGAUACCAUUAUCCCCAGCACUAUGAUGGAUAUAGUACACCCACGGAUAGUGGAAUUUCUGAUUCCAGCGCGGGAGCAGGUGGGAGUCGAAAGAGCAGGUCGUCCAUGCCCCCACCACCGCGACCACAGUCGACAUUCGCGGGUUCGACGACAACAACUUCAACUCAUAGUUCUGGCAGCAUUCCGUGGUCCCAUACUAGCAGCUACUCUUCCGCAAGCUACUUCGAUGCCCAUCCCUCCACAUCUCCGGUUCCACCGGCUCCGUCGACCACCUGCCCACCUGUAUAUGGAUCAUCAAUGUAUCCACCUCCACCACUGGAUACCUCUAUCGCUCCACCUCCACCACAGUCGUCGUCAUACUCAAACUCGCCCUAUGCUCCCCCACCGGUACCGAAUUAUGGAUAUCCUCCCGUAACCGACUACACAGCCAAUGAUUAUUACGGCCAGAGUACAGCCCCAUCGACGCCCAGCUCAUCUCUUCCUCCAUCGGAUUAUCGAGAUGGAUAUAGAUCAUCAGAGUAUAGUGUGAUGCCCCCUCCCCCUCCGAUUGCGAAUCGUCGGAGUAGCAUGAGAGCGCAGGCAAAUGCUGGUGCUUCCAUCGACUCGUCCCCUGAUUAUACUCACUCGACACCCCAUCGCCCACAAAGGCGAAUGAGUAGCCGCGCUCACGGUAGCGAGAGAUCCUCAUCUUGGUAUGGCCAAAGCCAACUGCAAUACCAGGAAGCACCCGAACGGAGUUACUCCGUUCCCCCAACAAACACUGGUGCCCCUGCUGAGAGUUCUCGACGCAGGGGCACUACCCCGCAGCCAAUGCGCAGAAGAGAAAGCAACAACUCGCAAGGGACCUCGGGUUCUCAUUCUGCUAGGCUGGGGCCUUCUGCGCUUUCGAGGUCGAUGGAGGCCUGCACUAUUGAUGAUCAUACACCACGAUCAUCUCAUCACCGCCACAGCAGCAGCGGCCAUCACUACGACUCUCACCACGCAGUAGCCCGCCGUGAACCAGGGACUAUGAUGCAAAGCAGUCGCAGCAAUGGAAGUAGUGACUCUGGCAGUAGCAGUGGCCAUGAGGGGAGAGAAGAGCUGGUGCAACUUACCGUACCAGAUUCCGACGAAUCAUUCACAAUGAGGUAUCCUGCGGGUAUCCCGGUGAAACUACAAUUAAAUGGUGGGACUUUCCAACGGAUCCUUUCUUUUGGCCGUAAGAGCAAGAAUGUGAAUAUUGAGGAUCCUAUAGCAUACGGAUGUGUUCGGCAGAGACAGCAGCAAGUGCAUGCCCAGUUGCAGUAUGCGGCCGGCCAACUUGAUCAUAGCGAUCGACGGACAAGUGCCGAAUAUCACCACCGGUCCAACGGUUAUCCUCGCAGGGAGAUGGCCGGUGUUUGAGUUAAUUACGAUCUGUCUAUGGCUAGAUGGGAACUAUUGUUGGCUGCCUUAACGGAAGAUGGCCUUGCUUUGUCUUUCAGUAACUGUAGCGUAAAGCACUGUUGCCGGACCUCGACGAGCAAAGAAGCCCUGGCAACGAUGACAGCAAUGGACAAUGAUGAAUGGUGAUUUGGGCGAGGAGAUUUCUUUAUGCUUUUGUCUCAUAGCUAGGGACGGGGUUUUAGUUCCUAUGUUUAUAUGAGAUGACUCUUAUGCACCUUAGUUUUUUUUUUUGUCUGUUCCGCUUCUUCGCCCUCAGGAGGUUAUCGGGCAUGUUGGUUUUGACUCAUCUGUCAGUUGUGGCUACCACACUUUUAUUCACAAGCACGGCAAGGUACCUUUUCCUUUUCUGCCUUUUUGCUUUCGUGUUUAUCAUUCACCAUACUACAUUCUUAUCAUUUGGGCUUUGGUUCUUUUCUUUACGGUACCUUUUAUUACUACAAUAUGUUGGCGGCAAUAUUUUGUUAUUUGUUAUUGUUUUCUUUGUGUUAUUUUAUUUGGUUGACUUGAACGCCUCGAUAUCCAGCCUCGGCGUAAAAGCUCCUGGUUUUUGGAUAUGGAAGCGGGCUUCAAAACUUCAGGCUUCAACUUUUCUUUCCUUUCCCCCUUUCCCCUAAUCCUUUUCCUUUUCCUAUGUCUGUUAAUUGGGGGUGUUUUUGGUUUUUUUUCGGGGGGUUUUUCUUUCGGUUUUAUUCUCGGGAACUUUUUUGGGCAGACGCUCUUCACGGUAUAUCCCUCAAGUGGGGGAUGCCAAAACUUCAGUUCUCGGGGUGACGUUAUUCAACCUUUUCGAGUUUGCUUGUUACAAUAUCUUCUGUUUUUCUUGGGACAUUUCGAGUCGAGGAAGAAGUAGACGGAUGGAUAGCAAGAGCUUCACAGACUCACAACAACAAGAAAAGAAAAAUCCUUGUCCAGAUGAGCCGUGAUUGAUGCCCAUCUCAUAAGAUUCUAUUACUUGGAUGGAUGGAAUUGAAUAAUUUGGCAAUUUUCACGUA